Molecule: messenger RNA, 1807 nt
Organism: Phragmites australis (common reed)
Lineage: Eukaryota; Viridiplantae; Streptophyta; Magnoliopsida; Poales; Poaceae
Product: U-box domain-containing protein 21-like
Exons: 1
Coding region: 268-1611 (447 amino acids)
Biological process (GO): protein ubiquitination
Molecular function (GO): ubiquitin protein ligase activity
Source: RefSeq, a predicted model, not a curated record
CCUGCCCACACGCUCCGGUUCUCCCUCCCUCCCCGCAACCUAUAUAAACCCUCUCUUCCCCCGUUCCAUUUUUCACACCACUCUCUCUCUCUCUCUCUCUCUCUCUCUCUCUCUCUCUCUCUCUCUCUCUCUCUCUCUCUCUCUCUCUCUCAAGAGUCAGCUCAAGGACUUACUCUCAGCGGUUCAACGUUUACGGCAAGCUGCGAGCAUCAUUCAGCCUAGGGGCUGGGCGCAAGGAUUCGUUUUAGGUUGUACCAGAAGCUAGCAAUGGUUUUGCCCAUGUCUCGCGCAACAAGGCCCGCGUCGAGGCUGGUGCCGGAGGUUCCAUUGCUGAGGCGGAGCAAGCAGGCGGCAGCUAGCGAGGAGGUGGCGGUGCCGGCGCACUUCCGGUGCCCGAUCUCGCUGGAACUGAUGCGGGACCCGGUGACGGCGCCCACGGGGAUCACGUACGACCGGGAGAGCCUGGAAGGGUGGCUGGCGCGGGGACACACAGCCUGCCCCGUCACCGGCCGCCCCGUGCGGCUCGCCGACCUCUUGCCCAACCACGCCACGCGCCGGAUGAUCCAGGACUGGUGCGUCGCCAACCGCGCGCGCGGGGUGGAGCGGGUGCCCACGCCCAGGGUGCCCCUCGGUGAGGCGGACGCGGCCGACGCGGUCGCGGAGGUCUCUUCUGCGGCCAGGCGCAGGGACGCGGCGGCAUGCGGGGUGGCCGCGGCCAGGGCGAGGGCGCUCGGGAAGGAGAGCGACCAGAACAGGCGGUGCCUCGCGGCGGCAGGUGCGGCGCGCGCGUUGUCGGCGGCGUUCGGAUGCCUCGCCGGGGAGCGCGUCGAGGGCGCCGGCGCAGUCUCGGGUGCGAUGGGGGAGAUCCUUGCUGCGCUGACCGUGUUCUUCCCACUCGACGACGAGGCACGGAGCUGCAUUGCCUCCCCGGCCUCGCUCAAGUCCCUCGUCUCGGUGAUGUCCCACGGCGAGCUUGCCGCGCGGGCCAGCGCCGCCAUCGUGCUCCGGGAGCUCGCCUCGUCGGCAAACCCGCACACCCUCGAUGCAGUCUCGAAGACCCCAGGCAUGUGCGGCGUGCUCGUCGGCCUCGUCAGGAACCCGGUCUCCCUGCAGGCUACCAAGGCCGCGUUGGUCACGGCCUACUACCUCGUCUCCGCCUCCGACCGCGCGGCAGCCCGCCUUGCCGAGCUCGGCGCGGUGCCAGUGGUCGUCGAGCUCCUCGUCGACGCUGACAAGGGCACGAGCGAGAAGGCGCUCGCCGCCCUCGACGGCGUCCUGUGCGUCGACGCCGGGCUCGCGGCCGCGCGCGCGCACGCGUUGGUCGUCCCGGUGCUCGUCAAGAAGAUGUUCCGCGUGUCCGACAUGGCCACGGAGUUCGCCGUCUCGGCGCUCUGGCGCCUCUGCCGCGCGUCCGAAGCCGGCGCCGCCGCUUGCCGUGCAGAGGCGCUGCGCGUGGGCGCGUUCCAGAAGCUCCUGCUGCUGCUCCAGGUCGGCUGCGUCGGCGUGACCAAGGAGCGCGCCAGCGAGCUGCUCAAGAUGCUCAACGGCUCCAGAGGCAGCGUCGAGUGCAUCGAAACCGUUGACUUCAAGGGGCUCAAGAGGCCAUUUUGAUCGGCCUAGGGAGAUAAAUUCAGAGCAUUUUUCGUUUUUUUUGUGAAGAUUGAUUUCUGAUUUAGAUCAGAUGUGUGGAUAAAAGAUACAGACAGAAUGAUUAGGUUUAGGAAUUUUUUUUGACACUGUAAUUGAGCAUUCAUAUACAAAGGGAUCAACAAACAGGACAAUUGAAAAUUCUUUCUUGCCAAACAAA